AUGAGUCCGCUGUGGUGGCUCCUGACUGCUGCCCUGAUUGUGAUGACAACAGCAGCAAACGAGGAGGACCAGAGAAAGUGUUCUCUGUUUGAUUCUAUAUCGUGGGUCUACAUGUUUCCUUCCAGGCCCUGUCAAGACCCAUUACCCAUGGCCACCUUUACGCUGCGCCUGGGCUUUGCCAACCAAGUCUUUACCGCACCCUCUGUUACAGACACGGUCGCCUUGGUGUGUCAAAUGAAUCGCCACGUCCAACAACGACUUCGCAACCGAACACAAGACCCGCUGCUCCAAUCGGCACUCGAACAAAUCGCAUUCUCUUCCGAACUGGAUGCCAGCAACCUGUUGCCCACGUGGGAACUCCAGUUCCAAGUCACGGCCACCUUUGGGUACAACGGCAAGACCAUUUCUCCGUGGACCAUUGUUCGCGUCUUGGACCUGGCUCCGGAUGACAUUCGACAUGUCCUGAGAGAAUAUGUGAGGCCUUUGGUGGACACGGUCUUUCCCCAAACGCAAACGCUCGUGUUGGAAAGUCAACUACUACAAUCAUCCACACCCGACAACAACAACGCAACCACAACAACCGUAGUAUGGGACACGAUGCCGCAAGUGUGUCCUCCUCCGCCAUCUCCCGUGAGCAAUAUUUUUGGGCGUUUGACGGCCGUUCCAGGACGAGCCAUUGAAAAUGAACGACAAGGAGUCUUCGAUUCCACACUAACCACUCCUCCAAAGGAUGGUGGAAUGACUUUGAACGACCACAGCAGGGCUAGAAAUAACAACAACAACAACAACAACACUCCUCUAUCCGACAGUAUGUUUCAACGAAACCAUCGAGUCGCCGUCACACUAUCCUUUUGGAUUGCCAACCAUCGAGGCAUUACCAACGCGACGUGGAUUUCAUCCGAAUGGAUGGAACCGUCCUUUUCCCGGCUGGUUGAUCUCGCCGUUGCCGUUACCACCACCACGGCAUCCCUCGCCGCCACGGUGCCUCGGGUCGUCCCGCACAGUGCCACGGUCGUUCAAGUGACGUCCACAGCAUGUCCACUUUCAGACGAAUGGCACUGUCACAAAGUAGUCGGGCAAUACGAGUUGACGGUACAACAAGUGGGCAUUCCCCUGCCAGUCGACCCCGCACGGUACACUCAUGCCAUGCGUCGAGCGAUACAAAUGGGUGUCUACGAACAGGAUAUUUUGCAGCAAGACGGUGUGCGGGUGGCCAAUGAGCUGGAAGGACUACUACCGGUGCUCCUUGACAACGGCACGACCAUCGAUGUCAACAACAACAACGAUUCGAUUUCUGGAGUAGAGACCAAACAUGACAUGGCCGCCAUUGUCAUCCCGGUCAUCGUUGUGCUCGUACUCGUACUACUGGCAGUCUUGGUAUAUCUACGACUGCGUGUACGUCGGAAAUUGCAACUCCUUCAACGACAACGAGAGACCGCAUUGUGGGAAAUGGAAGCAUUCUUGUUGCCGCCUUCUUCACCGUUGGAAGAGUAUCUCGAGCCGUCUCGAAGCAAAAUUCAUGGGUUGGAAUGGGAAGAAACUGUUUGAGUGUGGGGGCUAGCUAGAGAUGAGGGGCAGUGUGUAUUACUACUAAUUGUUAGGGGUUACAGUUUCCUGCAGGAAACGAACGGACAUGUCAAGUCGGGACUACGCCAAGGCGUUCCAUGGCCGCAAGAGGAGGGCGACCAAAUUCCGCCGAGAGCCCGGAUGUACAAGUGCUUCCCCACGGGGAUCGCCCGCAAGAGGAAGGCGACUCGAGUUCGCCCUCUGGGCGGUUGGAUCGCCAGCUCAAGUUCCGCCCUCUGGACGGAUGUACAAAUGCUUCCCCAAGCCAAAAACCGUUCACGCGAGUGCCAUUGGUCCAACUUAAAAAGGACAAGACGUCAAUGGUGCGCGGUAAGGACAAGACGUCAAUGAGGCCCGGUAUCUAUGAUAGGCAGGUACGGUAGGGUAUCUUGCGAACGGCGUCGCCUUGCGGUUCGGCGACCGCCUUCUGAGGUUGGUGCCUCGACCAAAGGCACCAACGAGAAAAUGUAUAAUAUACAUAAUAAAGUAGACAUUCAUAAUCCAGCCAUGCCGGAGGCUGGCUAUCUGUAUCUAGGCUCUACUCGGAGGCAGCAAAUGUGCAUUGGGUCUACCGGUGCAGUAGCUAUUAAUUAAUAGUGUGGCGUCCAAACCGGC
Messenger RNA from Seminavis robusta, 2181 nucleotides. The record is from the annotation of a GenBank genome assembly. Lineage: Eukaryota; Bacillariophyta; Bacillariophyceae; Naviculales; Naviculaceae.